ACUGAAGUAGCUGAAAUGAGAAAGAGGCAGCAGUCACAAAAUGAAGGAACAUCAGCUGUGUCUCAAGCACCUGGAAACCAAAGGCCCAACAACACAUGUUGCUUUUGUUGGUGCUGUUGCUGCAGCUGUUCAUGCCUCACUGUUAGGAAUGAAGAUAGAGGAGACAAUGCAGGAAGGCCAACACACACGACCAAAAUGGAGAGUAUCCAAGUCAUAGAAGAAUGCCAAAACCCUACUGCAGAUGAAAUUUUGUCUUGGGCUCAGAAUUUUGACAAGAUGAUGAAAACACCAGCUGGGAGGAACCUUUUCAGGGAGUUUCUUCGAACAGAGUAUAGUGAGGAGAACCUGCUUUUCUGGCUUGCGUGUGAAGAUCUAAAGAAGGAACAGAACAAGAAAGUUAUUGAAGAAAAAGCAAGACUUAUAUAUGAAGAUUACAUUUCUAUACUAUCACCAAAAGAGGUUAGUCUUGAUUCCCGGGUGAGAGAAGUGAUCAACAGAAACUUGUUGGAUCCCAGCCCUCACAUGUAUGAAGAUGCCCAACUUCAGAUAUACACUCUAAUGCACAGAGACUCUUUUCCAAGGUUUUUGAACUCUCAAAUUUAUAAGUCUCUUGUUGAAAGUAUUACAGGCUCUACUUCUGAAACUUAG
Molecule: messenger RNA, 648 nt
Organism: Gymnogyps californianus (California condor)
Lineage: Eukaryota; Metazoa; Chordata; Aves; Accipitriformes; Cathartidae
Gene: RGS17
Product: regulator of G protein signaling 17
Exons: 4
Coding region: 16-648 (210 amino acids)
Source: RefSeq, a predicted model, not a curated record